AACUGCAUCCCGGCUUGUGUCGCGGCCGGCGUCGUCAGUCUCCCCGUCCUCACUUCCCGCUGCGCCAUUCCCGCGGAGUUCCGCCAGUGCGCGCACAUGUAUCUGCGCGGCGGUAACGCAAUCAGGGAGAAUGCCGCCGCGAGAACCGGCAGAUUCAGCGCGCACCGGGGGGAGCGGGGGGCGCGGAAGCGUAGCAGCGGCGUCGCUGAAGCGCCCGCCAGUGGGGCUGGGCGCGGAAGGCGCGCUGGCGGAAGAGUUAGCGGCGGAAGCGGUGGAAGACCUGCUGGGGGAAGGGGAGUCGGAAGGGGAAGAGGGAGCUCGCGCGGCAGUUGCUGACGUGGCAGGAUCUGAAUCCGACGUGGACCGACCCGUGGUGGAAACGCGCACCUGGCUGUGGCGCGGCCACACAAUAAGGUACCAAACCUCGGGCUCCCAAGGCCCGCCUGUCCUUCUCAUCCAUGGCUUUGGCGCCAGCAGCGACCACUGGCGGCACACGCUUAAAGCCCUGGGAGCAUCGGGGCACCGCGUGUUUGCGAUUGAUCUGCUGGGGUAUGGGUACUCGGAUAAACCCACUCCCAGCUACCGGAUCAAGAAGGAGAAGCAGCCGGAGCAGAAGGAGCAGGGGGGGGGUGCUGGUGCUGCUGCUGCUGCUGCUGGUGGUGGGAGUGGUGGCGAAUCAGAGUACACGUUUGAGAAUUGGGGGCAGCAGGCCGUUGACUUCAUUGACCAGGUGGUGGGCGAGGAGGCUUUCAUUGUGACCAACUCUGUUGGAGGAGUGGUGGGACUGCAAGCAGCAGCCACCCAUCCUUCUAAGAUCCUCGGUCUCCUCCUCCUAAACAUCUCCCUCCGAAACCUCCACAUUCGAAAACAGCCCUUGCUCGCGCGCCCCUUCGUCGCCCUCCUCCAAUCCACCCUCCGAUCCACCUCCCUCGGAGAGCAAUUCUUCGCCUCGGUCGCCACGCCUCGCGCCGUGCGUAACGUGUUACGCCAGUGUUACGGCGACCCGGCUACAGUAACGGACGAGCUCGUAGAUUUGAUUCUCAAGCCCGGGUUGCAGCCAGGGGCGGUGGAUGUGUUUCUGGAUUUUAUCUGCUACUCGGGCGGCCCGCUGCCGGAAGAUCUGCUGCCUAAAGUGCAGUGCCCUGUGCUGUUUGGGUGGGGCCAGGCAGACCCCUGGGAGCCAGUGGAGCAGGGCAGGACACUCAAGGACUUCCCCUGUGUGGUCGGUUUUGAGGAGUUUCCAGGGGUGGGCCACUGCCCUCAGGACGAAGCUCCCCACAUAGUCAACCCCCUUAUAGAGAAAUUCGUUUCCCAGUACAGCAAAGUAGCUAAAUGA
Molecule: messenger RNA, 1336 nt
Organism: Closterium sp. Yama58-4
Lineage: Eukaryota; Viridiplantae; Streptophyta; Zygnematophyceae; Desmidiales; Closteriaceae
Source: the annotation of a GenBank genome assembly